CGGAGGCAGCCGGCAUAUGGCUUGUAUCAAACUCUAUAUUUAGGAAGAACAACUGUGAGCUAUGACAGGAAUUCUCUUUAACACUUAGCCUUAAACUGAGUUUCCCUCCAGCCCCAAGCCAGGAGCAGCUCUCAGUACCGGGAGAGCCACAGAGCACUUGAGCUAUUUCAGCCACAUGAAAAGCAUCGGAAUUGAGAUCACAGCUCAGAGGACACCCGCCGUCCCUUCCAACCUCCAAGGAGCUUUGUAUUCUUGCACCUGGCUGCCUGGGACUUUCCUUAGGCAGUAAACAAAUACAGAAAGCAGGGAUAAGACUGCGUGACUAUGUCAAAACAGCCAGUUUCCAAUGUCAGAGCCAUCCAGGCAAAUAUCAAUAUUCCAAUGGGAGCCUUUCGGCCCGGGGCUGGGCAACCCCCAAGAAGAAAAGAAUGUACUCCUGAAACAGAGGAGGGAGCUCCUCCCACCUCAGAUGAGGAGAAGAAGCCAAUUCCAGGGGCAAAGAAACUUCCAGGACCUGCAGUCAACCUUUCGGAGAUUCAGAAUAUUAAAAGUGAACUGAAAUAUGUCCCCAAAGCUGAACAGUAGUUGGAAAAAAUAGGGGUAAAAGAGCUCAGUGAUAAAAAAGAAUUGGAAAGAAAUAAAAUAAAUAUUAAAUGGGUAACAAUACAGCAAUGACAAGAAAAAGAAACAAAGGUAAAGUCUAAGAAUAACUGGACAAUUACACCAGUGGACACCAAUAUAGCAGCAACUGAAAGCCCUAGGACUGAUGUGGCUCCAGAAAGAAAUGCUCAUUCUGAAGUUGCAGGAGUUCUAUCCUCAGAGCUGGAUGUUGGAGCAUGACCAUGCAUUGUGUGGCAGGCAGACCUCUCAUGACAGUAGUAUAUGUCCAUAGUAAACUAGGGUCUCAGAGAAAUGCAAAACACUUCUGUGGCUUGUCAUUUUUAACACGUAAUAAUUGUACGCACUUAUGGGGCACACUGUGGUAGUUUGACACAUGCAUACAAUGUGGAAUGAUCAAAGCGGGGUAAUUUAGCGUUUUUUCUCCGUAAACUUCUGUCAUUUCAUUUUGUGGUGAAGCUUCAGAUUCCUAGUUCUUUAUAAAAUAUAUAAUGAAUUGCCCUGAACUAUAAUUAUUGUGCUGUACUCUAGAACACCAAAUUUAUUACGCUCAUGAAACCGUACUGUGACACCUGUUAUCCAACCUCUCUCUCUUCCCCAUCCCAUCAGAGUCUCUGGUGAUUACUAUUAUACUCUAUUUCUAUGAAAACAGCUUUUUCAAAUUUCACAUAUUAGUUGAGAUAAUGAAAUAAUAGUCUCUCUGUGCCUGGUUUAUCUCACUUAACAUUAAAUCCUCUAGCUCCAUCCACAUUGCCCCAAAUCACAUGAUUUCAUUCUUUAUGGUUGAAUAAUAUUCCAUUGUAUAUUUAUGCCACAUUUUCUUUAGCCAUUCAAACAUCAACAGAUACGUUGGUUAUUCCAAAAAAACAAAACUGGAGUGAUUCUUAGUAAUUCACUUAGUAGCUUUUGGUUAUAUAUAAAAGUGAAAGCCCAUGGAAUGAAUCCCCAUUUUGCAUUAAUAACUGAGGAAGUAACUUGCAUUUUUGCCAUCAGCAAUUCUUUCGAGGUCAACCAGUGAACCUUGGACCAUAAUUUGAGAUACAUUGCUAUAGGGAAAUAAAUGAGAGUAAAUUGGAAUGAUAUGUAACUCCCUUGUACUCAGACAUGCCUCCGUAAUCUCAUUUUAGUCUGUAUCCUAUAUUCCACAUUGGCUAGCCAGCCUUAAUUCUGGAUUUGGUAGAUGUGAAAAGAAUUAUUAUCAUGCUCUGCUUGGGAAUGGGUGACUUUGUCUUAAUGUGCUUGGGCUGCUAUAACAAAACAAUAUAGGUUAGGUAGCUGAACAACAGACAUUUGUUUCCCGUGGUUCUGGAGGCUGAAAGUCCAAAAUGAGGGUGCCAGCAUGGUCGGGUUCUGGUGAGGGCCCUUUUCCUAGUUUGUGGACAGCUGUCUUCUGGAUCCUCACAUGGCAGAAAUAGGAUUCUCUGAUAGCUCUUCCUCUUCCUUUUUUGUCCAUGGGAGCCCUGACCUCAUGACCUCAUCAAAACGUAAUUACUUCCCAAAUGUUCCAUCUCUUAAUACCAUCACAUUAGGAGUUAAGGCUAUAACACAUGGGGUAGCACAAACAUUGUGUCUGUCUAUAACAGAUCUCUUCUUCCAACACUGGGCCCUGCCCUUCUAGCAGUUUCUAUUUAUGCUUUCACAACACUUAAGACAUUUUAACACAUUGGUUUUCUUGUCUGUAUCUUCUUGAUAUCAUGGCACCUUAAAGACUACAUUGUAUCUGAUACAUAUUAGGCACAUAUUGCAUAUCUGUAAGAUGUUGCUGGCACCCUGACCACAGCAACUGUGGUGUCUUCCUAGAAGUAUAUAUGUUUGAAGUCCUUGUAUUCUUAGGGAAAUUACUAUUUAAAAGCAAGACUAUCUUCUCUUGCAAGAUCUGCAGGUAACAUUCUUAGUGUAACCAGUAUAGUUUAGACAUUUGACUUCACCUCAUUGAUUAUAAUUUUAUGUUUCCCCGUGAAACUGAAAAAUUAGGAAAAAUGUCAAAUUUGGUUCAUAUUCCCUAAAGAGAAGGAAUGCAUGUAGCACCAGAAGAAAAUUUAAUUUUCAAAAAUUCCAUGACUUUAUUUUUCAAAUAACAUUUAUGUCCAAAUAAGACAUUUUCCAACCAAUCAUCCAGAGAGAUGUCAUCUUCGAUAGAGGAGAACAGAAGGCACUCAUUACUCUUAAAUGUUAAGUAUUAUACAUCACUGUCAUUCUUACUGAUUCCAGGGCUAAUUUUGAGAGUGUUGGCAGGAGGGCAGAUUGAUGUACCCAGAUACUUGAUAAGAAGUUCAGUUAGUGUUGAACAGAGGACCACCAAAGUACAUGAAGCAAAAAAACUGACAGCCUAACCAUAAUAACCAUAAUAAGUGAGGAUUUUACCAUCCUAUCAGUCAUGGUAAGAACAACCACACAAAAAACCAAAAAGGAAAUAGAAGAUUUGAACACUAGAAACCAAAAGACACAUAGAGAACCCUCUACCCAAAAGACCUAACAGACACAUAUGGAACAUUCUACCCAACAGCAGAGUACAUGUUCUUCUCAAGUACACACAGAACAUUGUCCAGGACAGACCGUAUGUUGGACCAUUAAACAAAUCUCAAUAAAUUUACAAGGAAUUGAAUCAUGCAAAGUCUGUUCUCUGAUCACAGUGGAAUGAAGAAUGAAGUUAGAAAUCAGUAACAAGGAAGUUUUGGAAAUCCACAACUUAUGGAACUUAAACAAUACAGUCCUAAGUAAGUAAUGACUCAAUAAAAAAUAUCACACGGGGAAUUAGAAAAUACUUUGAGACUAAUGAAAAGAAGAAUGCGACAUGCUGAAAUUUAUGGGAUGCACUAAAAGUGGUGCCUAGAGUGUCUAGUCAUAAAUGCAUAUAUUACAAAAGAACUUCUCAAAUCAAUAACCAACCAAAUCAAUAUUAGCAACUUCACAUUUGAGAAACGUGAAUUUUAUCACCUUAUGGUAAAUUUUCCAAUUGCAUUUAUUUUUGGAUGAAAAUAGCAUCCCUUUGAAAUGGUAAGGCCGGGGCUGGGGAUUUAGCUCAGCGGCAAAAGCAUC
Molecule: messenger RNA, 3657 nt
Organism: Chinchilla lanigera (long-tailed chinchilla)
Lineage: Eukaryota; Metazoa; Chordata; Mammalia; Rodentia; Chinchillidae
Gene: Smpx
Product: small muscle protein, X-linked
Exons: 5
Coding region: 325-585 (86 amino acids)
Cellular component (GO): M band; costamere; muscle tendon junction
Source: RefSeq, a predicted model, not a curated record